AGAAAGCCGGCUGUGACCGGGCGUUCGCUGUGACCCCUCGUGAGGAAAAACAGCAGGUGCGGUCGGCUGCAGCCGAGUGCGUUCGGCUUGGCGGUUCGACGCAGUCGCAGUCGCGGCCGCGCGGGCUGUCGGAGAGGAGACUCGGCGACAGAACGUCCAGGGUAGACUGGAGCCCGUGCACUGUGGAGCCCGCGGACCGGUGCAGGCGGGACGCGCGUGUAGACAGUUGGGGAUUUUAGAUUGGGAGUGAACCCUGUGAUUCCAGCCAUGGGCUCCUCAGCAUCUUCUCCUGCGACUGCAGCAAACACCUCAAAUGCUUCAGUUCAUCAGCCAGCUUCACCACCUUCAGGAUGCCCGAUGCAUGAAGGGCAAAGGAAAGGCUGUCCAGUGACUGCAGCAACAUCUGACCCGACCAGUGAGAGCAAAGCACACUCUGUGCCUGCUCACCAAGACCGGGCCUAUGAUUAUGUGGAAUGCCCUGUUACUGGUGCCGCAGCUAAGGAUAAGGAGAACCUCGAUCCUUCAAACCUGAUGCCACCACCUAAUCAGACACCAUCUCCAGAUCAGCCAUUUACUUUGUCUACCUCAAGAGAGGAGUCAUCAAUUCCAAGAGCCGACUCUGAGAAAAAGUGGGUUUAUCCUUCUGAACAGAUGUUCUGGAAUGCCAUGUUACGGAAAGGGUGGAGGUGGAAGGAUGAUGAUAUUAGUCAGAAAGAUAUGUACAAUAUCAUUAGAAUUCACAAUCAGAAUAAUGAGCAAGCUUGGAAGGAGAUUUUGAAAUGGGAAGCCCUUCACGCUCAUGAGUGUCCUUGUGGCCCAUCAUUGGUCCGAUUUGGAGGUAAAGCAAGAGAGUAUUCACCAAGGGCAAGAAUUCGUUCCUGGAUGGGGUAUGAAUUGCCCUUUGAUCGCCAUGACUGGAUCAUUAAUCGUUGUGGCACAGAAGUUAGGUAUGUGAUUGAUUACUAUGACGGAGGUGAGGUCAACAAGGACUACCAGUUCACUAUCCUGGAUGUGCGUCCUGCUUUUGAUUCAUUCUCAGCAGUAUGGGACAGAAUGAAGGUUGCUUGGUGGCGCUGGACUUCGUAACCACUGUUUUGUUUGUUACACUUCCCCCCCCCCCAGAAAGUUGUUAUACUAUUUCCCCCAAACUAAAUGCACUCAUAAUGUCACUGAGGGUACUUUUCAAGUAAAUGAUCAUAUUUGAUCGUGGACUUAAGCAAGGAUGCCAUGCUCUGUUAAAUUUUGAGUCACAUUUUUUAUUGCAGAUUAUAGGUCAGUUUUUUUUUCCCUGUUUGAUAUAAGUGGAAAGCAGUUCCUUAGUUUUCCCAUUAACUACAGUAUUUUAUGUUAUUUUCUGUAGACAUCUUAACAACCUCUGAAAAAGCAUAAAAAGUUGUUUUUAUCCUUACUGUUUCCUCAGGAGUAUUUGAGAUAUAAAACCUGAAAGUGUGUGAUGCUUUUACCUACCAAAUAAUUUAAUUAUAUUCAUUAUAAGCAAGCACUUAUUCUUGUUUUAAAAGUAACUACUAUUUCUAAAAUCCCUGUGUUCUAAGUAGCAAUCCUGAAAAAAUACGCAAGUAUAUACCAAAUGUAAUUUGCAAGACUAACAUGUUUAAAUACAAUUUCAGAUUUGACCCUGAGAAAUUUCAGCUUGAUAUAUAAAAAUUUCAAAAUACUUUAUUUAAAAUUCUGUCCCAGUGUGUAACUAUUAAUGAAAAGCUGAUCACAACAUACCUGGAAGUUGACAAAUUAUCCUACAUUAUCUCAUCCAAUUCCAUCUUCCCACUAGGAGCUUGCCACCAGUAGUAUAAUGUCAACCUUGAGAGCCUGGCUCCAAUCACAGUACCAGCAGUAUUUUUUGACAAAUAAGAUUAUAUUUGGCUAAGUGUUAGAAUUCAUAGGAAGUGCAUUUUUUCUCAGAUGUGAAAUGUUUGCACCAAUUCACCAUCAUUUUGAUGUUUAUUUUAAGCAAGUGCUAAAUUUGCUGUUGAAAACUGGUUGUUUUGCUGGGCAGUAGUAGCACAAGCCUUUAAUCCCAGCACUCCAUAGAUCUCUGAGUUUGAGGCUAGGCUGGUCUACAGAGUGAGUUCUACGACAGCCAGAAAAAUCCUCUCUCUCUAAAAACCAAAAGGAAAAAAAGAAAACUGAUUGUUAUUUUAAUUUUAGCAACAUGUUAGAAAUAACUUUUUUCUUUAAAUGUUGAUAAUAUGAAAAUUUUUUAAUUCAUCCUAAAUACUGUAGUAUUAAGUUAGUAGACAGAAUUGGUGUUUUUGAGUUCUUUGAAGUAGAUUUCUUUGUUGUAUGAUGCUUGAAAAAUCCAACAUGUGAAAAUAUUUGUAUUUUUUAAAUAAAGCUAACAGUUAAAAUGUU
Apodemus sylvaticus (European woodmouse) is the source of this 2370-nucleotide messenger RNA. RefSeq names its product holocytochrome c-type synthase. The coding region runs from base 268 to 1086 and encodes 272 amino acids. The transcript is spliced from 7 exons. Gene Ontology annotation, molecular function: holocytochrome-c synthase activity. Lineage: Eukaryota; Metazoa; Chordata; Mammalia; Rodentia; Muridae. The record is from RefSeq and is a predicted model, not a curated record. Gene Ontology annotation, biological process: cytochrome c-heme linkage. Gene Ontology annotation, cellular component: mitochondrion.